Messenger RNA from Humulus lupulus (European hop), 2230 nucleotides. Its product is annotated as cytochrome P450 78A5-like. The record is from RefSeq and is a predicted model, not a curated record. Lineage: Eukaryota; Viridiplantae; Streptophyta; Magnoliopsida; Rosales; Cannabaceae. Bases 262 to 1869 code for a protein of 535 amino acids. The transcript has 2 exons. Gene Ontology annotation, molecular function: heme binding; oxidoreductase activity, acting on paired donors, with incorporation or reduction of molecular oxygen; iron ion binding.
ACCCGAAAUCCCAUUUCCGAAUCGAAUUACUUCAAAAUGAUCAUAUUAUAAGAAAAGGGCUUACGUGUAUACUGGCUAACCCUAGUUAACAACCUAACCCUACACAUGGUUAACUCCAAUUCACUUUGCCACUAAACCCUAUAUAUACUAAUCACUACUCCAUGCGAUUCUUCACGACAGAUGUCCAUCUCUAAACCAUCCCAAUAGCUUUCUUCCUUUUAUUUUUUUAAUACUACAAAAACCCCAGUUCACUUCAAGCUUAUGAUAAUGAAACCAUUCCUCCAAGCUAACAUAAUCUCUCUCUUAACACUCUCUUCGUUUGGGUUCAUAUUGUACCAAACACCAUGGCCUUUCACUCUAAUCCUCUCAAUACUGUUCUCCUUCUUAUACUCCUUCCUCAACCACUGGCUUGUCCCCGGAGGUUUUGCAUGGUCAAAGUCAGACCACCGUUUCUCUAAACUCCGAGGCCCAAUGGGCUGGCCCAUCUUAGGGACUAUACCCGAAAUGGGCCCACUAGCUCAUCGCAAACUGGCCAGCUUGGCCGCUUCGUUCGACGCUAAACGCGUCAUGGCGCUCAGCCUCGGCUUUACUCGCGUCAUCAUCAGUAGCCACCCUGAAACCGCCAAGGAAAUCUUGGGUGGAUCGUCGUUUACUGACCGUCCGAUCAAGGACUCGGCUCGCUUGCUGAUGUUCGAGCGAGCCAUCGGCUUCGCUCCAGCCGGUACCUAUUGGCGCCACCUAAGGAGAAUCGCAGCCGUUCAUAUGUUCUCCCCCAGGCGUAUUGCCACUCUGGAGGGAUUGCGGAAGCGCGUGGCCGACGAAAUGUUGGCGCGCGUGGGGAUAGAAAUGGGUGAGAGAGGAGUGGUAGUGGGUCUGAGAGGAAUUUUACAAAAGGGCUCUCUUACUAAUGUGCUAGAGAGUGUUUUUGGGAGUCGUUUGGGUCUAGAUAAACAAGCUGGUCAACGGUUGGGGGAUAUGGUCAACGAAGGAUAUGAGUUAAUUUCCAAAUUUAAUUUAGAGGAUUAUAUUCCUCUAAGGUUUUUGGACUUUUUUGGGGUCAAAAGAAAGUGUCACAAAUUAUCGGCUAAGGUCAAUGAGGUCGUGGGUCAAAUAGUAAAAGAAAGAAAAAUAUCAUUAGAUAUUACUACUGCUACUAUUACUGAAUCUAAAACUGAUGAUAAUGAUUUUCUUAGUGCUUUGCUAGCUUUGCCAAAAGAGGACCAGUUAAAUGAUUCGGACAUGGUGGCUAUACUAUGGGAAAUGAUAUUUCGAGGGACAGAUACGGUUGCCAUACUUCUGGAAUGGAUAAUGGCAAGGAUGGUUUUGCACCAAGACAUGCAAGAAAAAGUUCAGCAAGAGAUCGACACGUGCGUGGGCACCAACGGACACGUGCGAGACUCUGACAUUCCAAACCUGCCAUAUCUCCAAGCCGUAGUCAAGGAAGUCCUCCGACUCCACCCUCCAGGCCCAUUACUCUCAUGGGCCCGUCUUGCGGUCCACGAUGUCCACAUAGACAAGCUCUUCAUACCCGCUGGCACCACCGCAAUGGUCAACAUGUGGGCCAUAACCCACGACCCAUCCAUUUGGGAGGAUCCCUGGGCCUUCAGGCCCGAGAGAUUCAUGGAAGAAGAUGUGACCAUAAUGGGCUCUGAUCUAAGGCUGGCCCCAUUUGGGUCGGGCCGAAGGGUUUGCCCAGGCAAGGCCCUGGGCCUGGCCACUGUGCACCUCUGGCUAGCUCGGCUUCUUCACCAGUACAAGUGGCUCCCGGCUCAGCCGGUGGACCUCUCCGAGUGCCUGAAGCUGUCCAUGGAGAUGAAGAAGCCAUUGGCGUGUCACGUGGUUCCUCGUUUGGACAAUGCAUGCCCAUGAAUUAACAAGCUAUAGUAGCUAUUAUUAUUAUUAUAAUUAUAAUUAUCGUUUGCUAAUUACCUAUAUUAAUUAGUAUCAUAAUUAUAUAUAUAUGUUUUAAUGUGAAAAAGGAGUGAAAAAGGAAAACGUAACUACGUUCGUACGUACGUACUAAAGAUCUGCAAAGAUCUUAUAAUUGUAUCAAAAGAAUAUGCUUAGGUUGUUUUCCUGUAAUAAUAAUUUUAAGUGUGGCGAGUGAUUAACUAAGUUAGAUUGUUAAGGCGAGGAACUCACCUCAACCUAAAAUCUCUCUUGUGUAAUAUUAUCAUUUAAUAUGAAGAAAAAAAUGUAAAUUAUAUAUAUGUUAAUUUUGGUUUAUCAA